Messenger RNA from Rana temporaria (common frog), 1521 nucleotides. It is a transcript of the gene CMKLR1, whose product is annotated as chemerin chemokine-like receptor 1. Gene Ontology annotation, molecular function: complement receptor activity; G protein-coupled receptor activity. Lineage: Eukaryota; Metazoa; Chordata; Amphibia; Anura; Ranidae. The transcript has 3 exons. The coding region runs from base 178 to 1266 and encodes 362 amino acids. Gene Ontology annotation, biological process: positive regulation of macrophage chemotaxis; chemotaxis; complement receptor mediated signaling pathway. The record is from RefSeq and is a predicted model, not a curated record. Gene Ontology annotation, cellular component: plasma membrane.
CACUGCGCUCUGUCACAUGCUACAAAUUUACUGGUUGUUUUACACUUCAGAGAUGCUAUUUCAAAAUAUUCUGUUAGAACUUCCAUGAGGAAUGACAUAACAUACGUAGGGGCAUCUCCAGGACUUUUCCAGUGAAAAGGUGAACAAUUGUUUGAGAAUAAGAUUUUUACCCUUUCCAUGGAUACCGCCACAUCUGGAAUUGCUAUGGAUGAUGAAUAUGAGAUAAACAAAUAUGCUUAUGGCACUGAGGAUUAUACUGAAGACACAUUGAAUGUUAUCCACAAUAAUGACCAAAGCAAAGAUAGUAGCCUAGCUGUCUGGAUCGCUCCUACUCUACUCUACAUGGUUGUCUGGUUUUUGGGUGUCAUUGGAAACGGCCUGGUCAUUGGUAUAAUUGCAUUUAAGAUGAAGAAAUCUGUGAACACUAUCUGGCUUUUUAAUCUGGCCUUGGCUGACUUUAUGUUCACAUUUUUCCUACCCCUGACUGUGGUUUAUACAGCUAUGGAUCACCACUGGAUAUUUGGAAGGGCCGUGUGUAAACUGAACUCUUUCAUUUUGGCAUUGAACAUGUUCACCAGUGUCCUUCUGCUGACCAUUAUUAGUCUGGAUCGUUGCAUAUCUGUUGUUCUUCCUGUUUGGUCACAAAACCAUCGUUCCACUAGGCUUGCCAGCUUUAUGUCUGCAGUCGCAUGGUUUAUUGGAUUUUUUCUAAGCUCACCUUCUUUUGUUUUCCGUGAUACUAAAUUUGAAAAUAACAAAGUAAUCUGUUUCAACAAUUAUUCAAUGUUUGGUAAAAUAGAUUUUCAUGAAACACACACAGUGAUGGUGGCAAUACGAUUUAUUUUUGGGUAUAUAAUCCCGCUCAUCAUAAUAACAUUGAGUUAUGUUACAAUUGUCUUCAAACUCAAGAAAAACAAGAUAGCAAAAUCCAAAAAACCCUUUAAGAUCAUAUGUACAAUUAUUGUGGCGUUCUUCAUUUGCUGGUCACCGUUCCACAUUCUGCAUGUAUUCGAGCUAUACCACCACGCUUUCUCACACUAUUUAUUCAAGAUUGGCUUGCCUAUUGCCACUGCUUUUGCUAUUGCCAACAGUUGUGUAAAUCCUAUUGUGUAUGUUAUUAUGGGCCAGGAUUUCAAGAAGUUUAAGAUGAGUAUUCUAUCAAGACUUGACAAUGCAAUAAGUGAGGAUACAGUGCACACACGUCUCAGCCACAGGAGCUUCACACAGCGAUCUUCCGUUACAGAAAAGGACUCAACUGCAAUAUAAUAUUUUCAAAACUCAAUAAAAAUAACAUUUCAAAAAACAAAAACAAAAUUAGUAAUAGAUGCUUAGAAACAGCUACUGACAAAUGAUACAAGGACAUGAACAGUAACUCACUUACUGCAUUAAGCACAUAUUUAAAUCAUAAAAAAUGAUUUGUUCUCUUUUUUUUACCACCAAUAUACCAAGAAUAUUUUAUAUGUUACUAUGCUGUUAUUUUUAAAAGAAAUGCAUAUAAAAUGUAUUUGUUUUACAAGUUCA